CCGGAAGGCCCGCCUCCGCCCUGAGGCUCAGAGGAGCGAGGUCUUCCCGGCGGCGUCAUGCGUCCGGAAAAGGCCCUGUCUUGGUACCGGCGGAUGUCUGUGUUGUACGGACUGGGCGCCUGGACCCUGCUGGGCUCCUUGUUUUUGUGGAAUCAGAGAAAGAGCAAGCCGCCAGGUGGUGAAGUAGAACAAAAGGAUGUCUCAACAAAUGAACUAUCUGAACCCCCGAAAGGGUUUUAUGUGGAAACGAUUGUCACAUAUAGAGACGAUUUUGUUCCAAUUACUGCCAGGAUCGUCAACUAUUUGAAAUCAUGGACUGGUGGCCCUGGACCAAAAUCAUGAUGCGCGGCUCAAUUCUGAAAACAGGACUUUGGUUCAGCAUAAAAAUUUGAGAGAUACCGUGAUUUCUACUUUCUGUUUGUGAAAAGUGUAUACACUUAAUUUUGCUGUAAAAUAGAAUCACUAAUAAUAUGCAAUAAAUAUUUCCUUGAAGAAAACUAAA
This is a messenger RNA of Balaenoptera musculus (blue whale), 502 nucleotides long. RefSeq names its product small integral membrane protein 26 (gene SMIM26). Bases 58 to 342 code for a protein of 94 amino acids. Lineage: Eukaryota; Metazoa; Chordata; Mammalia; Artiodactyla; Balaenopteridae. Gene Ontology annotation, cellular component: mitochondrion. The transcript has 2 exons. The record is from RefSeq and is a predicted model, not a curated record.